AUGGCGCCCUCGGACAAAGUUGCAGAGCAGCUCGCCGAGGCCCGCUCUGCCUCUGACCAGCCCGCCGCCUUCGUGGCCAUCAUCGCCGACAUCAAGAACCUUUCCUCUCCGACCACGAUAACAGGCGACCUCAAGGCCAUCCUCGAUGGCCUCUUCGACUCUUCUCUCGGCAUCGUCACCACAAGAGCCCUCCUCCAGUCCUUCCUCGCCACCCUCAAAGGUCUCGCGAACCAUGACAUGUGGAAAGAUGUCGGCGCCCAUCUGCUCCACCUCUUCACGACCCAGCAGCCCUCAUCCUACCUCUCCGAGACGGCCCAGAUUCGCGACCUCAUGGCCACGGCCCACGAGGCCAACGAAGACUUCCUAGAGGCGGCCAAGUGCCUCGCCGAGAUGCCCCUCGACUCCUCCCAACGCAAGGUCUCGCACGCCGACCGCGCCCGCGUCUGGAUCCGCAUCGCCCGCAACUACCUCGAGGUCGACGACACGACGGCCGCCGAGACGUACGUCAACAAGCUCAAGAACAUCAUGCACGACGUGGCCGACGAGAAGCCCCACGACGCCCGCGACCUCGACCUCCACUUCCGCCUCAGCCAGGCCCGCGUCUACGACGCCAAGCGCGACUUCCUCAACGCCGGCGCCCGCUACCACGACAUCAGCCUGUCGCCCGCCAUUGCCGAGGACGAGCGCCUGCACACCCUGAGCAUGGCCGUCAAGUGUGCCAUCCUGGCCCCCGCCGGCCCCCUGCGCGCCCGCACCCUCGGCCGCCUCUACAAGGACGAGCGCGCCGCCGCCCUCGACGAGUUCGGCAUCCUCGAGAAGAUUCACUUUGACCGCCUGCUGAGCCGCGACGAGGUCGACAAGUUCGCCCAGGGCCUGCAGCCCCACCAGCUCGCCACCACGGCCGACGGCUCCACCGUCCUCGCGCGCGCCGUCGUCGAGCACAACCUCCUCGGCGCCUCGCGCCUCUACGCCAACAUUGGCAUCGACGCCCUCGGCGUCCUGCUCGGCCUCGACGCCGACAAGGCCGAGGAGACGACGGCCCGCAUGAUUGAGCAGGGCCGCCUCGUCGGCCGCAUCGACCAGAUGGACCGCAUCAUCUGGUUCGAGCGCGGCGAGGCCUCGGGCCAAAAGGGCAGCGGCCGCGCCGAGGUCGUCGUCGGCAAGCAGAUGCGCCAGUGGGACGCCAACAUUCAGAGCGUCGCCGAGGAGGUCGAGAACGUCACCAAUGCCCUGCAAAAGGAGUUUCCUGACUUUGUGGCCAAGAACCUCCUCGUGUGA
Verticillium dahliae VdLs.17 is the source of this 1278-nucleotide messenger RNA. RefSeq names its product COP9 signalosome complex subunit 4. Gene Ontology annotation, cellular component: COP9 signalosome; cytosol. The transcript is spliced from 2 exons. The coding region runs from base 1 to 1278 and encodes 425 amino acids. The record is from RefSeq and is a predicted model, not a curated record. NCBI's taxonomy places the organism in Eukaryota, Fungi, Ascomycota, Sordariomycetes, Glomerellales, Plectosphaerellaceae.